AUGUGGAUCAUCAACUGGUUCUAUGACGUCUUGGCGUCUCUGGGCCUGCUGAACAAGCACGCGAAGCUCCUGUUCCUGGGUCUUGAUAAUGCGGGUAAAACGACGCUGCUGCAUAUGUUGAAGAACGACCGGGUUGCGAUUCUUCAGCCGACGGCUCAUCCGACUUCGGAAGAGCUCGCCAUCGGUAACAACCGCUUCACGACUUUCGACCUGGGCGGUCAUCAGCAGGCACGCCGUCUCUGGAAAGACUACUUCCCCGAAGUAAGCGGCAUCGUGUUCCUCGUCGACGCCAAAGACCACGAGCGAUUCCCCGAGUCCAAGGCCGAGCUGGACGCCCUGUUGGCGAUGGAGGAGCUGUCCAAGGUGCCGUUCCUGGUGCUGGGCAACAAGAUUGACCACCCGGAUGCGGUCAGCGAGGACGAGCUGCGACACCAGCUGGGUCUGUACCAGACGACGGGCAAGGGCAAGGUGCCGCUUGAGGGGAUCCGGCCGAUUGAGGUGUUUAUGUGCAGUGUUGUUAUGAGGCAGGGCUACGGCGAAGGCAUCAGGUGGUUGUCGCAAUACGUCUAGACAGCCCAGUCUAGAACCCACCUGUCUAUCAGCUAGACAGAUGAGUAGCGGUACCUAGCCAGCUAGCUAGUAUCAAUUACAGCUCCAGCAAGCAAUUGGGUAGACAGUACAGAAGGACAGUGGAAAGAAGGAUGCUGAGCAGGGGAUAUGAAAACGGGGACGAUGUUAAUGUUGAUAUCAGGACACAAACAAGCAAGCAAACGAAAUAGGACGUUUAGUCCUCCAGGCGACACAGGCGAAUGAGUGAUAUACCGAAGGGCAUGUUCUAGCCCUUUUUGUUAUUUUAAUUUAUUUUCUUCCCUUUUCAUCUUUUUUCCUUUUUAUCUACCUAUAUAUUGCUGCUUCUGUCCAUAUCAGGAGUUGUUGGUAUUAUAUUAUAUUAUACUAUACUGCCACAAUAUU
Messenger RNA from Aspergillus campestris IBT 28561, 972 nucleotides. It is a transcript of the gene sar1, whose product is annotated as Arf family GTPase SAR1. The transcript is spliced from 6 exons. NCBI's taxonomy places the organism in Eukaryota, Fungi, Ascomycota, Eurotiomycetes, Eurotiales, Aspergillaceae. The record is from RefSeq and is a predicted model, not a curated record. Gene Ontology annotation, cellular component: COPII vesicle coat; endoplasmic reticulum exit site. Gene Ontology annotation, molecular function: GTP binding; GTPase activity. The coding region runs from base 1 to 570 and encodes 189 amino acids. Gene Ontology annotation, biological process: membrane organization; intracellular protein transport; endoplasmic reticulum to Golgi vesicle-mediated transport.